Nematolebias whitei (Rio pearlfish) is the source of this 467-nucleotide messenger RNA. Its product is annotated as transcription factor HES-5. The coding region runs from base 46 to 441 and encodes 131 amino acids. Gene Ontology annotation, biological process: regulation of neurogenesis; anterior/posterior pattern specification; regulation of transcription by RNA polymerase II. The record is from RefSeq and is a predicted model, not a curated record. Lineage: Eukaryota; Metazoa; Chordata; Actinopteri; Cyprinodontiformes; Rivulidae. Gene Ontology annotation, cellular component: nucleus. Gene Ontology annotation, molecular function: protein dimerization activity; DNA-binding transcription factor activity, RNA polymerase II-specific; RNA polymerase II cis-regulatory region sequence-specific DNA binding. The transcript has 2 exons.
AUCAGAAUCUCUCUUCAGAGACCUCUACAGCUCAGAGACCAAAACAUGGCUCCAACAAUCACUGCAACGUGGACGAGCUCUCAGGAUCACUUGGCUCUGAACCACAAGCUCAGGAAGCCUCUGGUGGAGAAGUUACGCAGAGAGCGGAUCAACAGCAGCAUCGAGCAGCUCAAGUCUCUCCUGCCUCCAGAGUUCCUCAAACAGCAGCCAGACUCCAAGCUGGAGAAAGCGGACAUCCUGGAGAUGACCGUCUGCUUCAUGAGACGGCUUCUGCAGCAGAACCACCAGCAGAGCCGGCUGCUGGACCACGUCCACAAGCUGCAGACGUCCUGCGAACAGAACCUGAGAGAGGCCGACGUCUCUGCUCUGAGCUCCACAGUCCAGACCGGCAGCACCAAAGACCAGAAUCCAGAGAAAAGCCCUCUCUGGAGGCCCUGGUAGACCGACAUACAGACUUAAUCAACACC